CGGACACGCAGCAGCAUGCCUAGAUGCGUCUUGGUCUUUUUCUGUGAACUGUAGCAAACAAGUUGUGCCUGGAGCUGCUGAGGGGAGGGGUCGGCCACUGGUCGUCUGUUUUCUUUCUCUCUCUCUCCUGACAGGCAAAGCAAACAGAGAUAACGACGAGGCCAGAGUGAGACAAACAAGGUUCCCUGGAAAACAUUUCUAUGAUCCCCUAGAACAGCAUCUCUCAGAUUUGUCCACUGAACAACUUAAGUCAUGUACCAAGUUGUACCAGGAGGAGCGGGAGGCACAGUUACAGAUGUUAUCCCCAAACAGAAACACAGCAAGGACACUCGACCCUUAGUUGGAGCUGGAGUAAUCGGCCUGGUGCUGGUGAUUGCAGCAGUGACUGCAUGGUGUUAUUACAUAGCCUCUCUACGCAAAGCUGAGCUGCUUAAGACUCAGCUGCUGGAUCUGAAUAAAGAUGGGUACAUUAUCCGCAACCAGGGAGGGUCUAUUGUUUUCAGGAUGGAUUUCAGGUCCGGUACGCUGGACUUGGAUUCGUGUUCCAAGGAAGGGGAGAUUCUGAGCUGUGGAAGUACCACUGAUAGAAAACUGAACUUCUUCAUUGAGACAGUGCGACCGAAGGACACGGUACAAUGCUACCGUGUUCGUUGGGAGGAACUGGUUCCUGACAUUCCUGUUGAGCAUGCUAUGACAUACAAGUUUGCACACUGGUAUGGUGGUGCAGUGUCAGCAAUUCAGCACUGGCCUAUUUCUAUUUCUAGUCAACAGGCUCCCAAACCCUUUGUUACUAGUGACAUCUACUCAAACCGCAAUGAAUUUGGUGGAAUUUUGGAGAGUUAUUGGCUUUCAUCCAAUGCUACGGCCAUCAAGAUAAACAAUUCUGUGCCCUUCCACCUGGGCUGGAAUGACACAGAGAAGACCAUGUACUUCCAGGCACGAUACAAUGACAGUCCCUUCAAGCCAAACCCGGGAGAGGCACCAUGUGCUGAACUUAGCUACCGAGUGUGCGUGGGAUUGGAUGUGACAUCCAUACACAAGUACAUGGUCCGCAGAUACUUCAACAAACCAAACAAAGUGCCUGCCAAAGUCAUGUUUCGCCAUCCUAUAUGGUCGACUUGGGCGUUACAUAAGACUGACAUUGACCAAAAGAAACUCUUGGCGUAUGCUGCCAACAUCCGCAAGCAUAAUUUUAACUGUAGCCACCUAGAACUAGAUGACCGCUACACCAGCCGCUACGGAGAUUUUGAGUUUGACCAAAUAAAGUUCCCCAAUGCCUCGGCCAUGUUCCAAAAGCUGAAAUCAGAUGGAUUUCUUGUGUCACUUUGGAUUCACCCUUUUGUUAACUAUGACUCCGAAAACUUCCAUACCUGCGUAGAGAGGGGGCUGUUUGUCCGUGAGCCAACGGGACGGCUCCCAGCAUUGGUGCGCUGGUGGAAUGGCAUUGGUGGCAUUUUGGACUUCACAAACCCAGAAGCCCGUGACUGGUUUUCCUCCCAGCUACGUUCACUGCGCUCCAGGUAUGGGGUCACAUCUUUUAAAUUCGAUGCAGGGGAGACCAACUAUCUACCAUGGAAAUUUAGUACCAGAACUCCCAUUCGGGACCCAAGUUUUUUUACAAGACGUUACACAGAAAUGGCUAUUCCCUACAACGAUAGAGCUGAGCUGCGCAGUGGCUACCAGUCCCAGAACAUAUCCUGCUUCUUCAGACCAAUUGAUAGAGACUCAGUGUGGGGCUAUGAGUUGGGUCUCAAAUCUCUUAUCCCCACAGUGCUCACUAUUAGCAUUCUCGGCUAUCAGUUCAUUUUACCAGACAUGAUUGGAGGGAAUGCUUAUCUGAACCGCACAGAUGGAAAUCGUGUGUUACCCGAUCGAGAACUCUAUAUCCGCUGGCUGGAGCUGUCAGCCUUCAUGCCUUCAAUGCAGUUUUCUGUUCCGCCAUGGGAAUACGACAACGAGGUGGUCGAAAUUGCUCGGAAAUACACAGACCUCCAUGAGAGUAUUGUGGCGCCACGGGUCCUGGAGCUGGCUGGUGAGGUGCUGGACACUGGGGACCCAAUCAUACGGCCCCUGUGGUGGAUUGCCACAGGUGAUGAGACAGCCUAUAAAAUCGACUCCCAGUUCCUGAUUGGGGAUGACCUCAUGGUAGCCCCAGUUCUAGAGCCUGGAAAGCAAGAGCGUGACAUCUACCUCCCCGCUGGCCGUUGGAGAAGCUACAAGGGAGAGAGAUUUGAUAUCAAGGAGCCACUUCACCUCACAGACUAUCCUGUGGAUCUGGAUGAAAUUGCUUAUUUUGUUUGGGUCUAGCAAGAAGGAAAUGUAAAGCUGAACAGACUUGAUUAGCGACUGUUCCAAUUUGCUUGUAAGACAAGCUUCACAAAUUAGCUUUUAUGCUUGGCAGGAGGGACAUUGCAUGAAAAGGUUGUUCAAUAUGGAGAAGUAUUUAACUUUUCAAAGGAAUUAAAAAUGUUACUACUAAUUAUGUUACAAAUGUGAAACUGCUUGACUCAAAAAGGCUCAAAAUCUCAUUGUAAUGUUUUAUUGCAUUUAAUGAAUUUAAUGGAAAAAUAUCUGUGUCCUUGAGAAUAUGUAAGUUUUGCUUUGCCACUGUGAGGUGUUACAGUGGCAACAAACUGACUCAAUAACAUGGGUUACACAGCAAUAUCUGUUUGCUAUCAUUAGCUAACUUUAGCCACCAUAAGCUAGUAAUACCGGACCAGUGAAGGUAACAAAAGCCUAGCAUAUAUUUAAGUGACUAAGGGUGUGUUUUAAUGUUUUUGAAAUUAGAAUUUCAUGUGUACAACGUUUCAUAUUUAAAAAGUUACAUAGUGACGCUUUAAAGGCUGUACAUGUCAUAUAUGAAACAUUUGUCAAAAAGGGAAUAUGAAAACUGUGAAUUGAGUUAGGCAUAAUUGCCAUUAUAUGCCAUAGCGUUUUUUUGUUUUUUUUAACAGUGCUUUGAAGUUAAACAGGUAAACAGAUUGAUUGAAGGAAAAUUUGAAUGGUCAUUUUUUGUCAUUAAGAAAAUAGACUUCAUAAAACUCUAUAUUGAUAAACGCUUCUCAGUUUGAGUGAGAUAUCCUACUUUCCUUUGAAACUAAUGACUCUUCUACUCGUCUGCUCUGGGAUACUUCUCAGGAAGUCAGGUUUUAUGCUUCACUUAUCAGGUUGUAUGCUUGAAGUUUAAUCGUUACUAACCGCAUUUGCUCUCAUUUGGGAAACAGUGUCAUGUAACUACUCUUAGCCCAGAAAAAGAUGCCUUUUAUUAGGCACUAAAUAUUUUAUGUUCUUCCUCAGGUAACAGCUUUUUCUGGCUGUAGUGUUGAAGUGUCUGGUAAUUGUCUGUAUUGUGCUUUGCUGAUUUUGAAUGCAGAUAAACAUCUAAUACUAUAAUGUAUAAUACAUUGACUUCCGCAUCCAAAAUAAAAAAUCUCUUUUGGAAAAUGUUCUGAUGUUUGUAAUUCUGAAACACAGUAACCUAAAUGAUAAUGGACUGGUUAAUUUAUUGGUAUGCAGUGUGGAAGUCAAGAAUUUAGCAGCAAUUAACCACCAAAUUAAAUGGUACAGUGUAUUUAUAUUACCUUGUGUUUUGUUAAUGUGAAUAUCUUGUAACUGCAGUGAUAUCUCUAAGUGCCAUAUAUUAAUAAUUACUGCCACAUACUAUGAGUGAUUUCUUGUUCUGAUACACUUAAUAUCGUUGCCUUUUUUCCAUAUUGUACAUUUAUCAUGUAAUAUUGUUAAUUUAACCCCUUUUAUGGGGUGAGUUAACCCUUUUGUGGGAAAUCACAUGGUCAACAAAGUGUUCCACAAAAGCCACAUAACUAAGUUUGGAACUGCAAUAUAAAUAUUGUGUUAUUGAAGUAACAAUGAGGAAACAUCCAUUUUCCUAUGGUGCAAUUUUAUCAUUUGGCAAUUUGUCCUUUUAAGUUUAAAAAAAUAAUAAAAUGCUGUCUGCCUUUCUGUGCUGUGUGUAAACUUUGACAUGUGGCUUCCAGUUUGACCUCUGAGUUUUGUUUGUGCCUCUUGAUAUAGUUUCAUCAUGACAAUGCUACCCAUUUAUAGUAGUUCUCACUCAGCAUCUGGGCCAGGCCAACCUCUGAGGCUAUUUCUGUUUCAGACUGUCUUGCUUUAUGACAAGACUGAGAGGCUAUAUCUUGGACUUAAAUGUUUUUUUUUUUUUUGCUUUUAUAUAUUUUGACUCACUGUGUGAUGCUGUUGGCCUCGAUCUAUUGUAACUGAAUAUUAGCUACAUUUGCAUGUGACUUAAGGGCAGCACUAAUUUCAGAAUGCAAAUAUGAUUUAAUUUUGUGGGAAUGUAUUAAAAGAAAUCCAGUUUGACUUAC
This is a messenger RNA of Morone saxatilis (striped sea-bass), 4343 nucleotides long. RefSeq names its product myogenesis regulating glycosidase (putative) (gene myorg). Gene Ontology annotation, biological process: carbohydrate metabolic process; skeletal muscle fiber development. The record is from RefSeq and is a predicted model, not a curated record. The coding region runs from base 253 to 2307 and encodes 684 amino acids. Gene Ontology annotation, molecular function: hydrolase activity, hydrolyzing O-glycosyl compounds. The transcript is spliced from 3 exons. NCBI's taxonomy places the organism in Eukaryota, Metazoa, Chordata, Actinopteri, Moronidae.